Oncorhynchus keta (chum salmon) is the source of this 3130-nucleotide messenger RNA. Its product is annotated as lys-63-specific deubiquitinase BRCC36. Lineage: Eukaryota; Metazoa; Chordata; Actinopteri; Salmoniformes; Salmonidae. The transcript has 8 exons. Gene Ontology annotation, biological process: double-strand break repair. The coding region runs from base 1102 to 1884 and encodes 260 amino acids. Gene Ontology annotation, cellular component: BRCA1-A complex; BRISC complex. Gene Ontology annotation, molecular function: metallopeptidase activity; polyubiquitin modification-dependent protein binding; cysteine-type deubiquitinase activity. The record is from RefSeq and is a predicted model, not a curated record.
UUAGUGUAACCAAUGACAAUAGUGAGGGGUGUGUCAUAAUGAUUAAGUUAAUUAGUGAAACUAUUCAACAGUUUAUGGCAUAUUAAAUAUUAGGCUAUUAUCAUAUAGAAACAUAAUUUAAUAUUGUGCAUAAUAUUAGCAUCAACAUACAUUGUUUUGUAUUUGAUAUGUUACAUGUAGUAUUUUGGUUCAACCUUAAUGCAUAAUAAGCAUCAUCAACAGUGGGAACAUAUUAGGUGUAUGCUAAUAAGCUGUAGAAAGAAUAUACAUUUGAGACUUGUUCAUAUGCAAACCCUGAGCAGCAGACUUCUCACCUGCAUGCUCACAGCACAUAUACAUAGCUCUUAUCACAUCACCGCACCUGCUCUCUCUGUACUUGUUUGCCUGGAAGAAAAACACAGUGGGCCAAGUUAAUGUAAUACAUGAAACCCAAUCAGAUAUCAAAACAUUUAUUCACAUCAUAUAAAUAGGUAGGUAAUGCUGUGGAGGGGGGGGGGCCUACGAGGGUUUUAUAAAUAAGCAUAAACCAGAGGGUCUUGCGACGGGUACACAGAGAUGACCAGUUUACAGAGGGGAAUAGAGUGCAGUGUCCGAUAAGGGCCAUUUUUGGACAUAAUUAAUUACGUGGACAAAUAUUAUGACCCAUUAACCACCAGUAGAUAUUACAAUUAUAGAUGUUAAACUCAUGAUUUUAUACCUGUUAUUCAAGACUUACACAAUAUUUGCUGCGAACGUCUCCGGAAUCCCGGGUGUUUACUCAAAUGUCGUCCGACUGGAUUGGCUGCGCUACGGACUUUGCUGAUUAAAUUGCAGAAUAAUAAUUAUAUUAUUUUGUUUGUCUAUAAAUGUAUUGUUUUUGUGGAUAACGCACGACUAAAAAAAAAAGUGUACGCUUUUGAGCGCUAAGUGGUAAUAGUUUGUUACACUAAUGUAGGUAGGACCACAGACUUUACCAGCCUCUUGGCAACAACGGAAUAUUGUUUCUGUAACAAGUUUUGAUAGAAAAGUCGCUGACAAGCUAGCUUUAGCUUGUGAAGUUUGAGAGAUAGCAUAAUUGAUCCUAUUUUUUUUUAGAGAACAAGACCGUUAUAGUACUAUAACAUGGCAGUGAGCGCAGUACACCUCGAAUCAGAUGCUUUUUUGGUUUGCAUGAAUCAUGCAUUAAGUACCGAGAAGGAGGAAGUAAUGGGACUCUGCAUCGGGGAGGUGGACACCAACCGCAUCGUCCACAUUCAUUCUGUUAUUAUUCUCCGACGCUCGGACAAGAGGAAGGAUCGCGUGGAAAUUUCGCCUGAGCAGCUGUCUUCAGCGGCAACCGAAGCAGAGAGGUUGGCUGAAAUGACUGGACGGCCGAUGCGUGUAGUUGGUUGGUACCACUCUCACCCCCACAUCACUGUGUGGCCAUCACAUGUGGAUGUGAGGACACAGGCUAUGUAUCAAAUGAUGGACCAGGGCUUUGUUGGACUGAUAUUCUCCUGCUUCAUUGAGGAUAAGAACACAAAAACCGGUCGAGUUCUCUACACCUGCUUCCAGUCUGUCCAAGCCCAGAAAGGCUCUGAGUACGAGAGAAUUGAGAUCCCAAUUCAUGUGAUUCCACACGAGGCCAUUGGGAAAGUGUGCCUUGAAUCAGCAGUGGAGCUUCCCAGAAUCCUCUGCCAGGAAGAGCAGGACACCUACAGAAAGAUUCACAGCUUAACUCAACUGGAUCCGAUCACGAAGAUACACAAUGGCUCAGUCUUCACUAAGAACCUGUGCAGCCAGAUGUCUGCUGUGAGUGGUCCCCUGCUGCAGUGGCUGGAGGAUCGUCUGGAGCAGAACAAACAGAACAUCAUUGAGCUGCAGCUGGAGAAAGAGAGACUAACUCAGGAGUUGGCAACGAUGUGAGAGGGAGAGAGUUAAGGAAUAGACACGUGGGCCUACCGAGUGGCGCAGCAGUCUAAAGCACUGCAUUGCAGUGCUUGAGGCGUCACUACAGACCCGGGUUCAAUCCCGGGCUGUGUCGCAGCCGGCCGCGACCGGGAGACCCAUGAGGCGGCACACAAUUGGCCCAGCGUCGUCCGGGUUAGGGGAGGGUUUGGCCGGCCGGUAUGUCCCAUUGCGUUCUAGCGACUCCUUGUGGUGGCCUGGGUGCAGUGCACGCUGACUUCGGUCGCCAGCUGUACUGUGUUUCUUCCGACACAUUGGUGCUUCUGGGUUAAGCGAGCAGUGUGUCAAGAAGCAGUGCGGCUUGGCAGAGUCAUGUUUCGUAGGACGCAUGGCUCUCGACCUUUGCCUCUCCCUCGUCCUUACGGGAGUUGCAGUGAUGGGACAAGACUAUAACUACCAAUUUGGAUAUCACGAAAUUGGGGAGAAAAAGGGGUAAUGUUGACAUGUUCCUCAUAGUGCCAUAGACCUUCUAACACGAGAGCAAGUGACUAAGUGAAUCUCCUCAUUGCUAACUGAAUGCCACCACACACACCCUAGGGAGUGUUUUCCUGUCAUCCUCUGUGUACUAUUAAACACUACUGUAUUUACGAGAACAUGUCACUAUUUCUCUUUCUUUUAGUUCUUUGGCUCUGAUUAUUGGAUGUGUUUUUCCAUAUUGCUGAUAUAUUUAUAAUGGAUGGUGCGAUGUACUGUGAGCAUGGAAGGAUGUCUCAUGUGAAUUGCCAAUUCAAAAUGUGACAACAUAGUAUAUCCAGGUAUUUGCUUAUUAUAAAGUUUAAAAAAAAUAGUUCUAUGUUGCAAUAUGUCAUGCUUUAUUUGUGCUCCAAGUUAAAUCAAAGCCAUCUCCUUUGACAGCUAUUGGAUUUCUUGUACAUAUGAAUGUUUUCAUAAGGUAUUUCAUGGAAAUGCAGAGUUUUGAGUCCUGAGUGAGGCAUUUUGUCUGAAAACCUCAAAUGUUGAUUCUCAUAGAAGGGCAGAGGUACAAUUUUUGUAAUUAACUAUUUCAUACGAGAUGGGGGAGAUGGGAUAUUGCUUUAUAUCCGUUUGGAAAAUACAGCGUUGUUAGCUAAACGAUGUCUACAUGUGAAUGUAUGGUGUAACCAUAGUAGCUUAUUUAGCAGCCAUUGCUUAGUCAUUGUGUGCCUUGUCAUGCUUGUACAGGUUCUGUUGUUUUGAGGGAUUAAACUGAUUUUUCUCUUUAUGA